Molecule: messenger RNA, 1930 nt
Organism: Mustela lutreola (European mink)
Lineage: Eukaryota; Metazoa; Chordata; Mammalia; Carnivora; Mustelidae
Gene: KRT84
Product: keratin 84
Exons: 9
Coding region: 1-1785 (594 amino acids)
Biological process (GO): intermediate filament organization; keratinization
Cellular component (GO): keratin filament
Molecular function (GO): structural constituent of skin epidermis
Source: RefSeq, a predicted model, not a curated record
AUGUCUUGCCGCUCCUACCGAGUCAGCUCUGGGUGCCGCAUGGGCAACUUCAGCUCUUGUUCUGCAGUGAGCCCCCAGAACCUGAACCGCUUCCGGGCCAGCUCUGUCUCCUGCAGGAGUGGGCCCAGCUUCCAGGGCCUUGGCAGCUUUGGUAGCCGGAGUGUCAUCGCUUUUGGAUCGUGCUCACCCCGGAUAGCAGCUGUGGGCCCUCGUCCCAUCCGCUGUGGAGUUGGCUUUGGUGCUGGCAGUGGGAUGGGCUUUGGCUUCAGUGAUGGGAGCAGUGCUGGUCUGGGCUUUGGGUCCAGCAGUUGUGUUGGUCUGGGAUUUGGAGCCGGCAGUGGUCUUGGCUAUGGCUUUGGCUACAGAGUUGGAGGAUUUGGAGUCCCAGCGGCCCCAUCUAUCACAGCAGUGACUGUUAACCAGAGUCUGCUGACCCCCCUCAACCUGGAGAUUGAUCCCAAUGCCCAGAGGGUGAAGAAGGAUGAGAAGGAGCAAAUCAAGACCCUCAACAACAAAUUUGCCUCCUUCAUUGACAAGGUGCGGUUCUUGGAACAGCAGAAUAAGCUCCUAGAAACCAAGUGGAACUUUCUCCAAGAGCAGAAAUGUGCCCAGAGCAACCUGGAGCCCCUCUUCGAGAAUUAUAUCACCAAUCUGCGGAGGCAGCUGGACCUAGCAAACAGUGACCGGGCCCGGUUUGAAGCUGAGAGGAACCACAUGCAGGAUGUCCUUGAGGGUUUCAAGAAGAAGUAUGAAGAGGAGGUGGGAUUCCGGGCCAGUGCUGAGAAUGAGUUUGUGGCUCUGAAGAAGGAUGUGGAUACAGCUUUCUUAAAUAAGUCUGAUCUAGAAACCAAUGUGGAUACCCUAACUCAGGAAAUUGACUUUCUGAAAACUCUAUACAUGGCGGAAAUCCAGUUGCUGCAGUCACACAUCUCAGAGACAUCAGUCAUCGUGAAGAUGGACAACAGCCGGGACCUGAAUGUUGAUGGUAUCAUCGAUGAAAUCAAAGCCCAAUAUGAAGAGGUUGCCAGGCGCAGUCGGGCUGAUGCUGAGGCCUGGUAUCAGACCAAGUAUGAGGAGAUGCGGGUGACAGCUGGACAACACUGUGACAACCUGCGCAACACACGGAAUGAAAUCAAUGAGCUGACCCGUCUGAUCCAGAGACUGAAGGCAGAGAUCGAGCACGCCAAAGCUCAGAGAGCCAAACUGGAGGCUGCAGUGGCCGAGGCAGAGCAGCAGGGCGAGGCGGCCCUCAAUGAUGCCAAGUGCAAGCUGGCGGAUCUAGAGGGUGCCCUGCAGCAGGCCAAGCAGGACAUGGCCCGGCAGCUGCGCGAGUACCAAGAGCUGAUGAACAUCAAGCUGGCCCUGGACAUCGAGAUCGCCACCUACAGACGCCUGCUGGAGGGCGAGGAGAUCCGAAUCUGUGAAGGUGUUGGACCAGUAAACAUAUCCGUGAGCAGCUCCCGGGGUGGUAUAGUGUGUGGGCCUGAGCCCCUGGUCGCCAGCUCCACACUCUCCCGCUGUGGAGUCACCUUCUCGGGCAGCAGUGGCAUCCGGCCCAGCGGCACCUGCAGCUCCAGCCUGGGUGGGGCCCGGGUCAUCAAGGCCAGUGGGGACCUGCUAAGUGCAGGCUCCCGGGGUGGCUCAGUGCUCAUGGGCGAGGCCCCCAGCACCCCCUGCCCGCUGCCCACCGAGGGGAAUUUCAGCAGCUGCAGUGGGGGCCGAAGUAGCCGCAGCUCCAGCGUCCGCUUCAUGUCCACCACCACCUCCCAUCGGACCAAGUACUGAGAGGCCAGCGUCAGUGAGCCACCGCCCAAGGAAGAGCCAUCUCAGUGUCACCUGCUUCUGUCCCAGAGACGUCUAGACUCUGGGUCAAAGGGGGAUCCAGCUACCACACCUGCCAGGAAGGCAACGCAGCUCUCCCCAGGGAUGG